AUGAGUGGUCCCAGUUGUUCGGAAACUACUUCGUUACGCUCGUUACGGGCUCAAAAAUUUGAGCAAUGGAGAGCUCAAGAACUUUUUGUUGAACGGAUUUACAGGGUGUGUAACCAUGUUCAUCCUGGGAUUGGAGUUGAGCAUGAGGCAGUUCAACUUAUUCAAGAUCUGCUUAUGCGUAUACUGUAUGAGAUUCUUGAAGCUCGACCUCAAAAAGUUGAGGACAUGGAACGAUGUAUGCGAAAUUCUAUACCGGAAAGUAUGUGCAGAUGGAUAACACAGGAAUAUGAAACUAAUGAUUUGUUUUCCAUUAUAACCGCUCGAAGACUGUACGAAAGGAGGAGUUCGAAUGCUAAAAACGUUGUUUCUGUUUUUCAUACGCUACAAGCGAAAUUUAAAGAGCACUAUGGUUAUCAUGUUGAUGAUAAAGUCGUUCUUUAUGCUUUAUCUAUUAUUGACUAUAUUAUUGCUGAUAUUCUUAAAUGGACUGGUAACUACAUAAAGAACAUCCGGAAAAAAACCCUUACAAUAGGCCUGGAUGACCUUAAGGUUGCUUUGGGAGCAGACUUGAACUUAAUUGAGCUCUCUGAAAUGCUUAUCAACGAUGGUGAUUCUGUUUUUCUUGGUAUGCCAUGCCACUGUCAAGUGGAAUCUAUAAAAGCCAAAGACUGGACAUACAAAGGGGUUGCCUUAACUUUCAAACAUGAGGAGGAGCAGUAUUUGGAAGUUCUUGAUAUGAUAACUAACGUAUUUAGGCAGCGGUUCGAAACUGCUCUUGGAACUUCUGGCAAGCAUUAUCUGGAAGACGUUUUUGGCAAUGUUGUUGAAAUUUAUGAACUGACGUUGAAAGUUCAAAGACUUCUUGAGGAUGCUAUCGAAAUGUCCGACACUCCCUGUGUUGGGGCAGGCAUUUGGGAGCUUUGUGAGGCUCAAGAAUUUGACGUUUAUGUUACUUAUAUGAAUCUUUUUGAACGUGGAGAAGACAGAGAGGCUUCAAUGGUUCGUGCACUAAAAAACUUGUUGAGUGACUCAGCAUACAAAACGUUUUUUGAGGUCGAAGAUCGUAAAUACAGUAUUUCGCCUGGAGGAAAAACGUUUACUCUUAUGGUCAAUUAUGUUUUGCCAAGCUUAUUGCAAAUCCCAGUCUUACACUUCUUUCGAUAUGUCAAAUACACUGCUACUUUGAGCUGUUUAAUCGAAGUCGCCGAAGAAAAAGAGGAUUUGAGGUGUGCUUUAACAUACUUCAAUCAUAACGGAAUGCGUAUUGAAUCGUUAUGUACUCCGGAGCUAAAAACACGUUUACGAAAUGAUCAACCAAAUGGAAUUAGUCCGAGUUCCAAUAAUAAAGACGAUUUUCGCCGUAUAUUAGAAAUACAGCGUAGUAUUGAAGCUUGGGAGGGAGAUGCGAUUGGGUACAGUUGUACCUCUGUAGUAAGAGAGGGAGAUUUAAUGAUGAUUCGAUCUCAAUCUGCGACAGUUAGUUUAAUUGUAGACACUUUAAAAAAAGCUCGGAACGUUACUGAUCGCCACGUCUUUCUUUUCGAUCAACUUUUGGUUUUUUGUAAAUUUCAUCGAUCUGCGAGACCUGACAAACCCCUCUAUAAGUUCAAAGGAAGUGUCAUGAUUCGGAAGACAGAAAUAUUUGAUGUGGACGAUACCGAAGAAUUCCAAAACGCAUUUCGCAUUCAAAUUCGCCAUUCGCAGGAUUCGAUGGAAGCAUGGACUUUACUCUGCAGAACGUCUGAGGAGAAAACGAGCUGGCUAACUGAUCUUGUGACUAUACAAACAAAGAGUAUUCUCAAUAGAAUGUUAAGCAGCUCUCAAGAGGAGGAAAGAAAACGCUAUCCGUUAAUUCUUCCUAGUCUGAAGCAGUACAGAUUUGCAGAACCAGAUACUGACGAUAAUAUUGUUUUUGAAGACUAUACUUCAAGUAGUGGCAUUCCAGUUGUAAAACAUGCUACCGUACUAAAAUUAGUGGAACGACUUACAUAUCAUUUGUACACCGAUAAUAACUUUGUUAGAACUUUCCUCACGACCUACCGUUCUUUCUGUUCCCCUCUUGAUCUUCUUCAACUACUGAUUGAAAGAUUUAAAGUACCAACUCCUUAUCAGUUGUCUGCAGUGGAACGUAAUGGGUCUAACUCACCACCAUGGUUUUAUGAUACAAAUUAUGCGAAAAAUGGAGCUUACGCAACUAUACAUGCUCAGGGGUUUCCCGGACAAGUAACAGUGGUUCCAUGGAAUCGAGUCGAAAAGAGUUACCAUCUUUUCCGGAAAGACUAUCUUCGUCCAAUACAAUUGAGCGUACUACGCGUAAUUCGUCAGUGGGUAAAUCAACACUGGUAUGACUUCGAAAAUGAUCCUCUUCUUUUGGCCAACUUGACUUUCUUCUUGAAGGAGACAGAUCAUCAAGCGAAUGUGAAGAACUCAUACAAAGAUUGGUGUAGAAAUAUACAAACUUUUCAGUCUUGUAUCGCAAGGAAAACUCGUCAUGAGACUCUUUCGCAAAACCGCUCAACGACCUCAGAAGGCGCUAUCAAUCAGGUUGAAGAGCAAUCACCAUCCUCUUCUCCUCGACUGUUUCUUCCCUGUACACCUCCAGUGCUUUGGCACACUGCUAAAAAGGGAGAGGUGGCCACUUAUGACUUGCUGUCACUGCACCCUUUGGAGAUUGGUCGUCAGUUGACACUGGUUGAAUUUGACUUGUACCGUGCAAUAAAGCCAAUAGAGCUGGUUGGGUCAGCUUGGACUAAGAGGGACAAGGAUCGUAGGAGUCCUCAGUUGCUUAGACUUAUUGAACAUAGUACUAUGCUAACAUACUGGGUUGCUCGUUCAAUCGUGGAAACUCCAUCACUAGAGGAACGAGUAGAAAUGUUUUCAAGGGUUUUGGAGAUUAUGAUGGUUUUUGAGGAAUUGAAUAAUUUUACAGGCCUUGUCGCGUUGUAUUCUGCUUUAAAUAGCUGCUCGGUUUAUCGCCUACGAGCAACUUGGGAGCGGCUAGACCGUGAAAAGCAGUCUGCUUAUGAAAAAUUUAAGAAACUGUGCAACCCUCAUUGGAAGGAAAUGAUUGAACGACUUCGUAGCAUAAAUCCCCCUUGUGUUCCAUUUUUUGGUCACUAUUUGUCAAAAAUAUUUUUUUACGAGGAAGGCAACAGCACUUUUGUCCAGAAUCACGAUGUUGAUCUGACACAUGAACAGGUGGGUAAAGAAAAUUUACCGAUAUCUGCCUGUGUUAAUAAGAAGAUUUUGGUGUCUUUUGUAAAAUGCCGUCGUGUGGCUGCAAUUAUCAGCGACAUUCAGAUGUAUCAAAAUCAGCCUUAUGCAUUUGAAGUCGAGCCGUCUAUUCGGAGUUCAAAUAAUGGUAACGUUUAUAAUUUUACGGAAGAGAACCGGAAAAGAGUAACCGAAUAA
This is a messenger RNA of Enterobius vermicularis (human pinworm), 3411 nucleotides long. The record is from the annotation of a GenBank genome assembly. NCBI's taxonomy places the organism in Eukaryota, Metazoa, Nematoda, Chromadorea, Rhabditida, Oxyuridae.